Molecule: messenger RNA, 840 nt
Organism: Sclerotinia borealis F-4128
Lineage: Eukaryota; Fungi; Ascomycota; Leotiomycetes; Helotiales; Sclerotiniaceae
Source: the annotation of a GenBank genome assembly
AUGAACACAUAUAGACUUUCCAAUCGUUCUGCAAGAUCUUUUCUUAAUACUCAAUUAUCCCUCUACGAUUUCCUAACCCCAAGCUUCAUCAAUUUCCCCAGAUCAUCGCGCAGUAUUCGCCAUCUCUCCACAACCCCGCCAUCCUCCUCUACCACUGCAUCUCCAUCCCAUACUCAAAAUGCAAAUGAACACCAUACCAUCAAUCCAUCUCACCCAGCUCCUCGAGCAGGAGCAGAAGCAAUUAUCGAUGCCGCCCCAUCAACGAAACCCCUAACCCGAGCCCAAAAAGAUUUCCUCACCAGCGCCCUCCGGGUCAAUCAAGCCGGCGAGCUUGCCGCAACUCUAAUCUAUACCGCGCAAAUACCCCCCAUAACCAACGCUCACCCGCAUCUGCGCCCUCUCAUGACCCACAUGUAUGAUCAAGAAGCCGGCCAUUUCAAAACCUUCAACCAUCUGCUUGCAAAACAUCGAAUUCGCCCCACUGCCUUUACUCCCGUUUGGUCACUGGCUGCUUCAGCCCUGGGCUGGGGCACUGGCCUGAUGGGUCGUGAGGUGGCGAUGGCUUGUACUGAAGCCGUGGAAACGGAGAUUGGGACCCAUUAUAAUGAGCAGGUUCAAGUGUUGUUGGAGAUGCAGGAGCAGAUGAAGGCGCGCGGCGAGGAUAUGGGAGAGGAGUUGACGGAGCUAUUGGUAACAAUUAGAAGGAUACGAGAUGAGGAAUUAGAACAUUUGGAUCAUGCGGUUGAGCAUGAUGCGAAGAAAGCUGUGCCUCAUGAACUGUUGACUGGAGUCAUUAGAGCGGGGUGCAGAGGCGCUAUCUGGGUUAGUGAGAGGGUAUGA